Messenger RNA from Calypte anna (Anna's hummingbird), 2055 nucleotides. RefSeq names its product WD repeat domain 27 (gene WDR27). Gene Ontology annotation, molecular function: protein binding. Lineage: Eukaryota; Metazoa; Chordata; Aves; Apodiformes; Trochilidae. The record is from RefSeq and is a predicted model, not a curated record.
AUGGCAACGCCGAACCGAACCUCCCCGACAGAACCGGCACCGCCUCUCGCCCCGGGUUUGGUUCCGGUGGCCCAAGGGAGGGGUGGGGAGGCAUCACCGAGGGGUGCGGGACCCAGAGCGCCCAGAGCUGUGCCCGGGCAGGGGGUGUGGGGUUGGGGGCAUUGCUGGGGGGAGAGCGGGUAUCGCUGUGUGAUGGAAAGUGCUGGGGAGAGAGGUUUUGGGGGUGGAAGCUGCAAUCCUGAGGUGGUCUGUGAAAAGCAUCUGUUGAGAGGGAAGCUGCCAGAGGGCCUUGCUCAGCUGGCCUGUGGUCACCAUCACUGGGCUUUCCCCUGGCACCCAAAGGAGUUGUGUGUCUGGAGCACAGAGGCUGCACAGCCACUCCGUUUGUCAGGACAUCCUGACUCCAUUUCUGCAGUGUCCUUUGGAAGCAGAACCAGCCCAGUCCUUGUCUGCUCUGCUUCCCCUCAGCGUGUGGUGGUGUGGGAACUGGAGCGAUGCACAGAGGAGCUGCAGAGAGGUCUGACCCCCCGGGGCACUCUGAUCGGAGCAGGGUUGGGGUUUGUGCCCCACUUGAGGUUCAGCCCCAAUGAGCAGCACGUGGCAGCCUGUGCUGGGAACGGGAUCUACAUCCUGAGUGCCCAGACUGAAUCCAUCCUGCAGAAGCGUGGGCACCAGGCUCCGGUCACUGCUGCUGAGUUCUGCACCUGGGAGAGAAGUGUUGUGGUGUCUGUGGCAGAGGACAGAACCUUCAAGGUAUGGGACUACUUUACUGAGCAGUUAAUUUAUCAGUCAGGAGUGCUAACAGUGAAAGUAGUUGCAGUAGUUAGUUGGUUAUCAACGUGUUCUUUACUGACUAAUUCUCCAUUGUGUAAAGGUUUAAAGAAAAAGGUGAAAGAAUCUACAAACAAAAGACUUGGAGUGAAAAGCACAGUGCAAGAUCAGCCAUUGGUUUUCCAUCAGAAAAUCAAGUCAUCAGGUUAUACAGCAGCACCACAAAUGACAAUGUUUUCACCAAAGAAUAACCUGAAGAAAAAUGAAGUAGCAAAGUGCAAGACCAGCUGUAAAAAUAAAAAUAAAGAAUAUCCAAUGGAAAGUUCACCUCCAAUCAAAUCUGAAAAAGUGAUCCCUGUGACAUGUAAACCAACUCCAGUUUUUUGCAUUCAGUAUUCUGGAGAUGGAGAGAUGCUGGCUUGUGGCCUGGCUGACACAACUCUGUUAGUUUUCAAUUCCAAUCUCACUGAUACAUGUAAUGUUUUUUCAGGUCAUGAUGGUGCAGUUAGCUCUGUUGGCUGGAGUCAUGACAAGAAGUGGAUAAUUUCUGCCUCAGAAGACAGAACUGUCAGGAUCUGGUCAAUCUGCAGUAAUGAACCUGCCCUAAUUCUGGGCAAAGAAAUGUUCCCUAAAAGUGUACGUUUUGCCCAGUUUUUUUUUAUGGAUGCAUUUAUAUUGCUGUGUUGUGGAGCUGAAUUCCAUCUCUUGAGUCUGAACCUGGACACAACCAAGGAUGAGCUCAAAAGAUACAAACAGAGGAGUGUUUGCAAAUUGGUUCAGAAAUUUUCUAUGGCUUCUACAGUGGAGAUCACCAGCCUUUCAGCAGUCAAUGAUUUCUACUCUUAUGUUGUCCUCACAGCUGGCAGCAACAGAGCCUUGGAAGUUUUUGACCUCAAUGCAGGCUGCAGCACAGCAGUGAUCCCAGAAAUUCACCCUAAAUCAGCUCAUCAGAUCUGCCAGAAUAAGGGCUCAGCAUUCAGCUCUCAGCAGCCUGGAGCUUACAACCUUUUCAUGACCACAGCUGCAGGUGAUGGCAUCAAGCUGUGGGAUUUAAGAACCCUGAGGUGUGAACGGCGUUUCCAAGGGCACAGCAGCCGCUGCUAUCCCUCUGGAAUUGCAGUGUCUCCUUGUGGACAGUUUCUAGCCACUGGAUCAGAUGACAAAUGUGCUUACAUAUAUGAAAUGUGUUCAAGUACUUUUUCCCACAAACUGGGGGGACACACAGAAUCUGUCACCAAUGUCACUUUUAGUCCCUCAUCUCCACAGGUAGUGAAACUAUAUUGA